This is a messenger RNA of Gadus chalcogrammus (walleye pollock), 738 nucleotides long. RefSeq names its product sporozoite surface protein 2-like. The transcript is spliced from 2 exons. Bases 1 to 738 code for a protein of 245 amino acids. The record is from RefSeq and is a predicted model, not a curated record. NCBI's taxonomy places the organism in Eukaryota, Metazoa, Chordata, Actinopteri, Gadiformes, Gadidae.
AUGAAUGACAGCGCUCCGGCGGCGCCGGGUUCGGUCGGAGGGCUGGCAGGAGCCGCGCACCUGCGGGGCCCCCGGGCAGAUGGCGAGGGUUGCCGCGGGUUACGAACAGGGACAAAACACCCCUGUGCACUCAGCGACAACACAACCAGAGAACCCUCAGCGACAACACAACCAGAGAACCCUCAGCGACAACACAACCAGAGAACCCUCGGCGACAACACAACCAGAGAACCCUCAGCGACAACACAACCAGAGAACCCUCGGCGACAACACAACCAGAGAACCCUCAGCGACAACACAACCAGAGAACCCUCAGCGACAACACAACCGCGGAACCCUCAGCGAUUACACAACCAGAGAACCCUCGGCGACAACACAACCAGAGAACCCUCGGCGACAACACAACCAGAGAAUCCUCAGCGACAACACAACCCGAGAACCCUCGGCGAUAACACAACCAGAGAACCCUUGGCGACAACACAACCAGAGAAUCCUCAGCGACAACACAACCCGAGAACCCUCAGCGACAACACAACCAGAGAACCCUUGGCGACAACACAACCAGAGAACCCUCAGCGACAACACAACCAGAGAACCCUCAGCGACAACACAACCACGGAACCCUCAGCGAUAACACAACCAGAGAACCCUCUGCGACAACACAACCAGAGAACCCUCAGCGACAACACAACCAGAGAACCCUCAGCGACAACACAACCAGAGAACCCUCGGCGAUAA